ACCUCCAAAAUACCCAUAAAGCUGUAAAAUGCAGACGUUUAUACCGCUACUUUGUCUACUAUCAGUCGUUAUAGCCGAACCACCUGUGGGUGAUGGCUACCCAGCAGCUCGUUCCGGUCACGGCCAAGGCCACGAUCACAGCCACGGUCACGGCUCCGAUUUCCAAAGAUCUCUAUCCCAAGAAUACGGCGCCCCCUCUUCCAGGGGCUUUGGUUCCCGCUCCCCCUCCCAAGAAUAUGGCGCUCCGGGCGCAAGAGAUGGUCUUUCCCAAGAAUAUGGUGCACCAUCAGCUAGAGGAUUAUCGCAAGAGUAUGGAGCUCCGUCUGCUAGAGGUCUGAGCCAGGAAUAUGGUGCUCCGGGUCUAAGAAGUGGACUGUCUCAAGAAUACGGCGCUCCGAAUCAACUAAGCUCUGUAGAUUCCUAUUCUGCAGCGUUAAGAUCUCCUUCCACGUCUUAUGGCGCUCCUGACUUUCGGUCUUCUCCUUCUGAAGAAUAUGGUGCCCCAAGUCAAAGAAGUUUCGGAGGAAGCUACUCUUCAGCACGUUCUCCGUCCACAAGUUACGGAACACCAGGUUUCGGUUCAUCAUCCCGAUCACUUUCUCAACAAUAUGGUGCCCCAGCUGCCCGAUCGUCUGUAUCUCAAUCUUAUGGUGCCCCAGGCUUCGGAAAAUCUUCCUUUGGUGCUCGUGGCUCGUCUCAUGGUUCUUCUAGGAACAGUAUUUCACAGUCUUAUGGUGCACCGGCAUCACGUUCCCUCUCUUCUUCUUAUGGAGCCCCCAAUGCAAGAGGUUCGGACUCUUAUUCCCAAGGAUUUAAAUCUGGAUCUUCAUCGUACAGUUCCUCAAGUGCAAGAGGACUCUCUGACACGUAUGGGGCUCCAAAUGCAAGAGGACUUUCUGACACGUAUGGAGCUCCAAACGCAAGAGGACUCUCCGACACGUAUGGGGCUCCGAACGCAAGAGGACUUUCCGACACGUAUGGGGCUCCGAACGCAAGAGGACUUUCUGACACGUAUGGGGCUCCGAAUGCAAGAGGUCUGUCUGAUACGUAUGGCGCUCCGAGUGCAAGAGGUCUUUCUGACACCUAUGGCGCUCCAAACGCCAGAGGUCCUUCUGACACGUAUGGAGCUCCGAACGCAAGAGGUCUAUCGACGGAGUAUGGUGCACCUUCAAGCAGAGCUGCAGGAUUGAAGACUAGUGCUUUUGCGUCAUCUUUUGGGUCAGCUAGGUCUUCCCCUUCUCAAAAAUAUGGAGCACCAGCCGCCCGAGGCGCCCCAUCUGAUCAGUAUGGUGCGCCAGACAGUUAUAACGCGCGCUCUGGACAGAGCCAGGGUUACGACUACUCCAGGGCUGAUUUGGAUGAACUAAACUCGGAGCCGGCGAACUACGACUUUGCUUACAAAGUGAAUGACUACAUGUCCGGCAGUGAUUUCGGGCAUCAGGAGAGUCGUCAGGAAAACAGAGCAGAGGGGACUUACUUCGUCGUAUUGCCUGAUGGGACUAAACAGGUGGUAGAGUACGAAGCGGACGAACGCGGUUUCAAGCCUCGCAUAUCAGUGGAGCCGGUGGACGACGGAUCUGCUGGCGGGUAUGACGACAACGCGCAGGACCUUGGUCGCAGUGCCGGCGGGCCUUAUUAACCGCCGGGCUUUAUUACAUGCUCUUUUCAUUAGUCAGCAUUAGGAAUGUUAGGGACAUCUGACCGGUGUCAGAGACGAACUUGUAACAUUCCUAGUCACAUCACAGCCCGCCUAUAACGGAAUUAUUUAGACAAUUGUAUCGAAUGUUCCGGAACAAUAUAAAAAAUUUAUAAAAUUAGAUUUCCACGUUUUACGUGGACUUAGUGCCUGAUACGAAACAGGAUUUUUUAAGACCAUUUGAUCACCAACGAAUAUUUAAAAAACGAAAAACGGAAC
Messenger RNA from Hyposmocoma kahamanoa, 1915 nucleotides. RefSeq names its product pro-resilin-like. The transcript is spliced from 6 exons. Gene Ontology annotation, molecular function: transcription coactivator activity. The record is from RefSeq and is a predicted model, not a curated record. Gene Ontology annotation, biological process: positive regulation of transcription by RNA polymerase II. Lineage: Eukaryota; Metazoa; Arthropoda; Insecta; Lepidoptera; Cosmopterigidae. The coding region runs from base 29 to 1639 and encodes 536 amino acids. Gene Ontology annotation, cellular component: RNA polymerase II transcription regulator complex.